AGAUUAUCUUCUUUCACAUUUAUUGGUCAUCACGUGGUCACACAACAAUCAACAAAGUCUUGACUUGACUUUUCGCCACUACAAAUGUUACGCAUCUACUCAUUCAUUCUUCUCACACACAACUAUACGUAACAAUGCUGUUGCCUUUCGGCUACUUUGAGCUCAUCCUCGCAGCAUUAUGCUACUACUGUCUCACUGGUUUCCGACAACGGCGCCGGAUAAUGACCGACUGGCCGUUUCUUGCGAUGCUUCCGGCAUUAGUUCGUAAUAUCAGCACGAUCCACGACCGUUGCGCCCAGGUUCUCAACCACACCGGCGGCACUUUCUUGUUCAAAGGUCCACGGUUCUUUCAGAUGAACAUGUUGGCCACCGUAGAUCCCGCCGAUAUCCACCAUAUCAUGAGCUCCAACUUCUUGAAUUUCCCAAAAGGCGAAGAGUUCAAGGAGAUUUUUGAAAUUCUCGGAGACGGUAUUUUCAAUUCCGAUUACGAGUUGUGGCGGAGUCACCGGAAGCUUACCAGUGCUUUAAUUAAUAAUAUGAAGUUUCUACGGUUCGUGGCCAGGAUGAACACUGAAAAGGUGGCUAAGAGCUUGAUUCCUGUUCUUGAUUAUGUGGCCUCAAAAGCGGUUGUUGUGGACAUGCAAGAUGUGUUUCAAAGGCUUACCUUUGACACUACUUGCAUGUUCGUAACUGGAUACGACCCUGGUUGCUUAUCUGUUGAUUUCAAAGACGUGCCAUUUUCGAGGGCCAUGGACGAUGCCGAAGAAGCCAUUUUCGCACGUCACAUCAUUCCCAAAAGCGUGUGGAAGCUACAAAGGUGGUUGGGGAUUGGGAAGGAGAAGAAACUGAAGGAGGCUUCAGAAACCUUAGAUGAUGUGAUAGGGGGUCUCAUUUCAAGAAAAAGAAAAGAUUUGAGUCAAGGGGUCGUGUCAAAAGGUGAGGCAAAUGGUGUCGACAUGUUGACAUCAUUGAUAACCGAGCCUCAGUCUUUCGGUGAUGAAUUCAAAUAUGACGAUAAGUUCUUAAGAGACACGAUCUUGAAUUUGAUGAUUGCGGGGAGGGACACAACAAGCUCCUCGCUAACAUGGUUCCUUUGGCUCGUUAUCACCCACCCAGACGUCGAGAAAAAGAUUCUGGAGGAGAUAAAUGUGAUUAUCCCAACUUCUGAAGCGGGAAGUUUUAAACUUUUCGAUACAGAGGAAACUAACAAGUUGGUCUAUCUACAUGCUGCGUUUUGCGAAGCAUUAAGGCUAUACCCGCCUGUUCCAUUCCAGCAUAAGGCUCCUGUUCAACCCGAUGUUCUUCCUAGUGGCCAUCGUGUCUAUCCCAACAUGAAGAUUUUGUUUUCAUUGUAUGCGCUGGGGAGAAUGAAAAGAAUUUGGGGUAACGAUAGCCGGGAAUUCAAGCCGGAGAGAUGGAUCACCGACAAGCACAUGAUAAGGCACGAGCCAUCGUACAAGUUCUUGUCAUUCAAUGCUGGCCCAAGAACUUGUAUUGGGAAACAAGUGGCAUUCGCUCAAAUAAAGGCCGUAGGUGCGACCAUUUUGCACAACUACAAGUUCGAAAUGGAGGAAGGUCACGUUGUGGCUCCUAACGUUUCAGUCAUUCUCUACAUGAAACAUGGCCUCAAGGUUAGGGUUGCACGUAGACGGCCUUGAUCAUGGUGUAGUCGGUGAUUGAUUUUUAACCAUCGAUUUUAUAAAAAGGAGUAAAAGAACACUUUGGUUAUUCACUUUAGAAAAAUUAUCAAAACAUAUGAUGUUUCUGUUGUAAAUAUCAAAAUAAGUUGGUUCAAGAAGUCAAUCGCCGAUCCAAUAGAAUUUUAAGUCUAUACAAGAGAUAGCAAACUGGGUUAUAUGAUUCCAUAUUUGGUUUAGUGUGUAUACAAUUGUGUAAUGUACAAUAUGUAUAAUAUAUAUAAAUCUUAAUAUUUUUUGUGUAAUUUAGAAUAUGUAUAAUAUAUAUAA
Molecule: messenger RNA, 1967 nt
Organism: Lactuca sativa (garden lettuce)
Lineage: Eukaryota; Viridiplantae; Streptophyta; Magnoliopsida; Asterales; Asteraceae
Product: alkane hydroxylase MAH1
Molecular function (GO): oxidoreductase activity, acting on paired donors, with incorporation or reduction of molecular oxygen; monooxygenase activity; heme binding
Source: RefSeq, a predicted model, not a curated record